AUGACACGGAAUGAAAAAUUCUAUAACUGCCUUACGAGAAAAGGGCUCGUCCAUGCGAAUCUUUUCACGGGUCGGAGAGCGCCCGCUCACAAGGCCAAGGUCGUCCAAGCGUGGUGCAAGAGCGAACUCCCCGAGUUCAUCUCGGCAGAAGAAUGGCCGGCAUUGUCUCCGAAGCAAGGCCUGCGCCACUCCCAACCCCAAUUUGGAUUCGAAGGCAGCGCUAAAUGGGAAGAAUGGGACGAAAUCGACGACAAUGGGACGAAAUCGACGACGCACUCCUGCGUCCGGUCAUCGACGCUUUUCCUGCGACUCCGCGCUGUCGUCCGUGCCAAAGGUGGCCGAAUCGAGAAGCAACUUAUGGUUGUUAAUGUACCAGUUGUUACUUGA
This is a messenger RNA of Haemonchus placei, 387 nucleotides long. Lineage: Eukaryota; Metazoa; Nematoda; Chromadorea; Rhabditida; Trichostrongylidae. The record is from the annotation of a GenBank genome assembly.